AUGGCCGCCACUUACAAUGUGCAAACAUACCUGCUGAAAAGAGCAAACAUUCAGGACACUAUCGUCCGGACAGUAUUGAAUGAGUUAAUCCCUGUGAUUUAUUUCGUCCCACUCACUGACUCCCUACAGAUGCACCUAUUCGACACCGGUGCGACCGCCGAGACGAUCAAUUCUGUUUAUACUGCUGAGAUCCACCUCGAUUAUGACGAGCUUCUCGGCUUCUCCCCCGAGGUGAUCUCCAGUGAGGCCUGGGCUAAGAGGCUGUAUCAAAUCCAUACGCCGUUCGAAGAAACGCAGCAUGUCAUUCAGUGA
Molecule: messenger RNA, 312 nt
Organism: Penicillium malachiteum
Lineage: Eukaryota; Fungi; Ascomycota; Eurotiomycetes; Eurotiales; Aspergillaceae
Exons: 1
Coding region: 1-312 (103 amino acids)
Source: RefSeq, a predicted model, not a curated record